AUGCUCUGCUCGAAUUGCAACAAUAUCGAUAUUACGUCGCUUACGCGGAUGCCAAAAGGGUCCGUACUCUUUCCAUAUGAUGCAAAAAUGAAUAUGAACCUUCCAGGAGGAGGCCUCUACGAGCUUAAGCACGCUGGCGCCCGUCUAGGGUGGUUUCAUUCCCGGUACAAAGAUAUUUACGACAAUGCGGAAUCCCACGGCUGUCCUCUUUGCAAACUAAUGCUAAAGGCCUGCCAGCAGUUCCGCAACAAUCUCUCCUCCGACGACAGCUAUCGAUCGCAAUACAAACACAAGCUCAAUGAUUUCAAAGUAUACCUGGCGUUGAGUGAUAAGUACAGCCAGGCAUUUACCUACUGGACCGACUCCGACUUGGACGAAUAUGCGUUUUUGAUCGGGGAAAUCGGUCUCGUCACUCGUCCUGAGGACCAUGAUCCGCUUCAUAAAACGAUUUGGGGCCGUCCGAUCUCACCAGACCCCAAAAAGCUGCUUCCCUGGAUUCACAAAGUGGUGGAUAAGCACGACAGUGACCACGACGAUAAUAAGGCCGUUGACGACGCGAUAUCUGGACAGCACACCCUUCCCCCGCGAGUGAUCUAUGUCGGAGGUGGAAUGAACAAGAUCCACUUGCAGGAACCAUCAUCGAGCCAAAAAGCCAAGUACAUUACUCUCAGCUAUCGCUGGCCCGAGCAAAGGAUUACCAGCGAUCAGCAUGCAGCGUUGGGUGCGACUCUCACGUCCAACAUCGCUGGCAGGCGCGCCAUAGGGGGUCUUCCUUGGUCAUCUCUACAUCCAACCUACCAGGAUGUCGUCGAAAUUGCAAGAGACCUGCAUAUAGAUUAUGUCUGGAUCGAUGCGCUCUGUAUCAUCCAAAACGACAGGGCGGAUAAAAAGCAGCAGCUACGCAAGAUGGGCGACAUCUACAAGAACUCGUACCUGACAGUCUGCGCAUCGGAUGGCCUCCGGCCCUUUACAGCUCGGGACGGAACCAGCCGGCCCAGCGUGCCAGAAUACCAUCGAUUUCAGAUGACCAUCGGCGAUGAUACCGGCCACCCAGAAGCCUUCGAAGUGCCCUACCACGACGUGAUCGCAGGAAACCAGGUACAAAACUUCAGCGACGAGGUCGUCAGUAGUCGUGGCUGGACAUUCCAAGAGCGAGUCCUCAGCCCCCGGACGCUGUUCUUCGGAAAGACCCAAGUGUACUUCGAAUGCUCCGAUUAUUGUAUCGGCGAGGACGGCUUCCUGCGACCCGGGCGCCAGCUCAAAGCCGAUGACAUCCCCAGUGGUGUUACUUUCCGCGAAUACUGGUGGAGCCUAGUGGGCAUCUACUGUACGCGAGAGCUCGGCGUCGAUUCGGAUAAACUGGUGGCCAUUGGAGGUCUCGCCAAGGCUCUCAAUGACAACUACAGCGUCAGUGGACGGGGAUACGUCGCGGGCCUGUGGACGGGGCCACACUUCCUGGGCGAUCUUCUGUGGAGUGUUACCGGGGACCAGGAUGACAAGCGGGACUGGGAUACCAGAACGUAUCGUGCCCCCUCGUGGUCGUGGGCCGCUGUCGAUGGACAGGUGUCCCCUCCGGUGCACGAUUACCGGCACUGCGAUGAUGUUGCCAGCCUUGUUAACGGACCAUCCGUUUCCCUAGACGACCCAGGAAACAGCUAUGGCAAGAUAACUGGGGGCCAUGUGACUAUAUCUGGACCUAGGAUUAAGGCUCGCGUGUUUCAAAAGCUGGACCCAGUCCGUCUGAGCGAUGGCACCAAGGGUGUGGGCGACCAGUAUAAGCUGGUUACCUCUGCCGGGACGGUCCUCUCCCGCGGAGCGUUUAUAGACUAUAAUGUCUUUAUGGACGAGUUGAGGGACUGGGACCUGUCCGUGUUAGUUAUCGGCAAGGUGACGGUCGAUGGCGAGCGCACCUAUCCAGCUUUAAUUCUGAUGCAGGAUGCUGACGGAAAAACACGGCGGGUCGGGACGGUGGAGAUUACGCGCAGUGACCUGGGACAUCAGAGUCUAGAUGACUGUCCUGAGGUCAAGUAUCGGCAGUACCAGAUAGUAUGA
Aspergillus terreus NIH2624 is the source of this 2052-nucleotide messenger RNA. RefSeq lists its product as uncharacterized. Lineage: Eukaryota; Fungi; Ascomycota; Eurotiomycetes; Eurotiales; Aspergillaceae. Bases 1 to 2052 code for a protein of 683 amino acids. The record is from RefSeq and is a predicted model, not a curated record. The transcript is spliced from 2 exons.